This is a messenger RNA of Medicago truncatula (barrel medic), 936 nucleotides long. RefSeq lists its product as uncharacterized. Lineage: Eukaryota; Viridiplantae; Streptophyta; Magnoliopsida; Fabales; Fabaceae. The transcript has 2 exons. Gene Ontology annotation, molecular function: RNA-DNA hybrid ribonuclease activity; nucleic acid binding. The coding region runs from base 1 to 936 and encodes 311 amino acids. The record is from RefSeq and is a predicted model, not a curated record.
AUGGUGAACCAUAUUCAUGUUGCAUACAGGAAUAUUGUUAAUAAUGAUAUUGUCAUGCUGCAACAUAGAGUACCUGGGCAUUGGAAUUCUAUUUGGAAUCUUAAACUCCCACCAAAGGUUAAGAACUUCAUAUGGCGGGUUUGUAGAAAUUGUCUUCCAACUCGGAUGCGUCUCAUUACAAAAGGGGUGAACUGUCCUACCUCCUGUGCUAUCUGCGAUAUUUGCGAUGAAGAUGCUAAACAUCUGUUCUUCGAGUGCUGCAAGAGUGUUGUGUGCUGGCAACAGGUUGGUCUUUGGCAUACAAUCCAACAGGUACGGUUACCCACAUCUUCCUGCGCUGACAUGAUUUUUACUUUGCUCAAGCAUCUUGAUAUUCCCCAACAACAGUUUUGGAAGAAUGCUCAAGACGUGAGGAAUCGGAACACCAACAGAAACACACAUGGUGUGAUUGACACUUGGGAAAAACCGAGUCCAGGGAGGUUCAAGUGUAAUGUUGACGCAUCCUUUUCCACUACCCUCAACAAAGUUGGAUUUGGAGCUUGUAUUCGUGAUGCCGAAGGAAAUUUUGUGAUAGCAAGAACUGCUUGGACUACCCCUCUACUUGAUGUCGAUAUGGGGGAGGCUAUGGGUCUUUUAGCUGCAUUGAAGUGGGUAAAAGAGUUAAACAUGGUGCAUAUGGACUUCGAAACAGACUCAAAAGUUGUGGCUGAUAGCAUAUAUGGCAAGGAGGGUGUCUCUGAUUUCAUGGCAAUAAUCAAUGAUUGUAGACACUUGUUGAGUACCGAUUUAGUGAACUCUGAUGUGAAGUUCAUUAGGAGACAAGUCAAUGGUGUUGCUCAUAGUUUAGCUAAGGAAGCACUACACCACGCUAGUCUCCACAUUCAUCUUAACAUUCCACAUUGUAUUUCUUCUUUGAUCAAUAAUGAAAAGCUAUAA